AUGGGAAACUGGUCGGAGUUGCCACCGGAAAUCAUCCACAUAAUCUCUGUAAGAGUUGACAACCCCUUCGAUCUGAUCCAUUUCCGGUCGGUAUGUUCAUGGUGGCGUUCCUCUAGUCUUCCCACAUUUCGACCUAUUCCAUCACUUAGAUGUCCUCUUCCCCCAGAUGUCGGCGGCUGCGGAGAUGACUGCCAUAUCUUGAGAAGUCGUGUUUAUCUAAUCAAGUCUCUUUCUCACGUGCCUCACCGGUUUUGGUUGUUUAAGCUGCAAGAUGAAGAGAAUGGAGAACUUGCUUUGCAAAGCUUGUUCAGUAGAACAACCUCCUCUGAGUGGGGAUGUUCAUAUCCAAGUCUGUCACUUGACUUGCUCAACUCUCAAGUCACUGAGCUAGCUUAA
Molecule: messenger RNA, 396 nt
Organism: Camelina sativa (false flax)
Lineage: Eukaryota; Viridiplantae; Streptophyta; Magnoliopsida; Brassicales; Brassicaceae
Source: RefSeq, a predicted model, not a curated record